Molecule: messenger RNA, 887 nt
Organism: Balearica regulorum gibbericeps (East African grey crowned-crane)
Lineage: Eukaryota; Metazoa; Chordata; Aves; Gruiformes; Gruidae
Source: RefSeq, a predicted model, not a curated record
CACUUCCAGGUUUUGCUGCCACACUCGUUAGGAAGUCAUACGAUGUCAGAAGAGUUGAAAUCACUCCCCUGGAGCAGAGGAAGGUAACUUUUGAUACCCACGCUUUAGUGCAGGAUCUGGAAGCCCAUGGCUUUGGGAAGGAACAAGCAGAGACCAUCGUAUCGGCAUUAAUAACCCUGUCGAAUGUCAGCUUAGACACAGUCUAUAAGGAUAUGGUUACACAGGCUCAACAGGAAAUAACUUUGCAGCAGAUAAUGGCACAUUUGGAUUCCAUUCGAAAAGAUAUGGUCAUCCUGGAGAAAAGUGAAUUUGCAAACUUGAGAGCAGAGAAUGAGAAAAUGAAAAUUGAAUUAGAUCAAGUUAAACAGCAGCUAAUGAAUGAAACCGGUAAAAUCCGAGCAGACAGCAAGCUCGACAUAAACCUGGAAAGGAGCCGAGUGACAGAUAUGUUUACAGAUCAGGAGAGGAAACUGAUGGAAGCAACUACAGAGUUUCAUAAAAAAGAUUCAAGUACCAACAGUGUCAUCUCAGAAAUCAGUAAUAAAAUUGACACUGAAAUAGCUUCCUUAAAAACACUCAUGGAAUCAAAUAAACUCGAUACAAUACGUUAUUUGGCAGCUUCAGUAUUCACUUGCCUAGCAAUAGCACUGGGAUUUUACAGGUUCUGGAAAUAGAUUUAAAUGGAAUGACUGCAUCAAAUACGGAUGGAGAAAAGGCUGCCCAGGCAACAUCAGUUAGACGAUCAUGUAUGCGCUGUACAUAACCUUGGUACCUUUUUGUUUUGAUAUUCUUACUGUGCCGUAAAAAUAUUUUCCGAAUAUGUAGCACUACAGAUCAAAAUAAUUGGGGGGGGAAGUAGGCAAAUAGUAUUAUUUCCUUAUCCCCUA